UCUUUCUUCCAAAUAAUAAAAAGUCAAAACCUUUUUGUAUAUUACAUUACAUAUUUUUAUACUCUAAAUUUUAACAUAUCAUUCCUCCAUUUUCAUCUUCUUUGAUUCUCUCAAUUUUUCUCCCUUGACCCUAAAACCCAAAAAUUCUUUGUAUUUUUUACAAAAAUCCCCAAUUUUCUUGAGCCAUAGAUCAGCCAUGAUGAUGCUGGUAAACUGUUCCAAUUGUCAUACCCCAUUACAGCUACCACCAGGUGCAAGAUCCAUUCGUUGUGCGAUUUGUCAGGCAGUAACACAGUUGGCUGACCCGCGUGCUGUUCCUCCACCACCACAUAAUGAAUACCAGCACCCACCACCGUCUUCCUCUGCCGCCGCCGCACCUCCGUCCCCUUACAACCACGCACCUCCUGGCCCACCACCUAAUGCUCAUGGAAGAAAGAAAGCUGUGAUUGUUGGUGUAUCGUAUAGGUAUUCCAGGCAUGAGCUGAAAGGAUGCCUUAAUGAUGCUAAAUGUAUGAAAUAUCUCUUGAUCAACAAGUUUCAUUUUCCCGAGGCGUCUAUUCUUAUGCUUACUGAAGAGGAAACCGAUCCAUACAGAACUCCGACUAAACAGAACAUGCGCAUGGCAUUGUAUUGGCUUGUACAGGGAUGCCAACCGGGAGACUCGCUACUCUUCCAUUAUUCUGGUCAUGGCUCAAGACAAAGGAAUUACAAUGGAGAUGAAGUGGAUGGAUAUGAUGAAACUUUAUGUCCUCUAGAUUUUGAAACUCAGGGUAUGAUUGUUGAUGAUGAAAUCAAUGCAACAAUUGUCAGGCCUCUUCCUUACGGAGUAAAACUUCAUGCCAUUAUAGAUGCUUGCCACAGCGGAACUGUUUUAGACCUCCCCUUCCUUUGUAGAAUGAGCAGGAGCGGGCAAUAUGUAUGGGAAGACCAUCGUCCCCGUUCUGGUGUCUGGAAAGGAACUAAUGGUGGUGAAGUUUUCUCUUUUAGUGGUUGUGAUGAUGAUCAAACUUCAGCUGAUACAUCUGCUCUUUCAAAAAUAACUUCAACUGGUGCUAUGACUUUCUGUUUCAUUCAAGCUAUUGAGCGUGGUCAUGGUGCCACAUAUGGAAGUAUAUUGACGGCAAUGAGAAAUGCUAUUCGACAAGCUGGUGGAAGUUCAGGGGGUGACUUUGGUGGCGGUGCUGUUACAUCUCUCAUCUCCAUGCUUCUGACAGGAGGUAGUGGUGGUAUGGGUGGAGGAUUUAGUCAGGAGCCCCAGUUAACAGCUUGCCAGCCAUUCGAUGUGUAUGCGAAGCCAUUUUCAUUGUGAUACUCCUUCUGCCCUCGUCCUCCUUUUGGUGUGUUUGGAUUUGGAUUUUUUUGUAAAGAUAGAAAUUUCAUCGGGUCCUAUAAUAUGCUGCUUAUGCAUGAGAACGCGAAUAGCUUUGCUUUCUGAUAGAAAGCUUUAUAAUGAAAUUAUUGUCAAUAUAGCUGACCUUUUAACUGUUGCAAUAUCUACAGAUUUACUGAAUUUGUUCAAAAAUUUAGCUGUGAGAUGCAGCUCCUUGUACUUUGGUUCUUUACUUGAGAAGUUUGAUGCUUUACCUUUCC
Messenger RNA from Solanum pennellii, 1590 nucleotides. RefSeq names its product metacaspase-1. The coding region runs from base 197 to 1309 and encodes 370 amino acids. NCBI's taxonomy places the organism in Eukaryota, Viridiplantae, Streptophyta, Magnoliopsida, Solanales, Solanaceae. The transcript is spliced from 5 exons. Gene Ontology annotation, biological process: proteolysis. Gene Ontology annotation, molecular function: cysteine-type endopeptidase activity. The record is from RefSeq and is a predicted model, not a curated record.